Molecule: messenger RNA, 543 nt
Organism: Bipolaris maydis ATCC 48331
Lineage: Eukaryota; Fungi; Ascomycota; Dothideomycetes; Pleosporales; Pleosporaceae
Source: RefSeq, a predicted model, not a curated record
AAUUGUGCAGACGCCGGGCCUGCAGCGUGUACACAAGCACAGGUCUAUGUACGGAUUUGGAUCCUAUACCGACUUUCACUGAUUGGCCUCUGCCCGCUGGCCUGCCCAAGGGCCCUCCGCUACCGUAGGCGCAUCUCGCAACCUCACUCGAGCCCCAUCCCAGGCCUUCAACGUCUUCCCUUCCCUCCUGUCAUCUUCGCCUCCCCGCCGCUGGCUGCUGCGCCUGUGCUGUCUCUCUCCGGUCGUGUGCCUCGUCAUUGGCACUGCCUCACCUGCCCGCCACAUCCUCCGCCCACCGCCCACCNCGCCCACCGCCCUCCGCCCGCAAGCCCUCUACCCACCCACCGCCUUGCCUUGCUCCUCCGACCUCAGCGCAGUCUAACGUUUCGAGUUUCACCCUCCUCUCUCUCUCCCCCUCCCGCCGAAUCUCACGCCGCUGCCGCCCGUCUGCACGACGAGUCCCAGGUAGGCCUGCCCGAGUCUGCUGUCUUCGCCCUCGUCGUCGCAUACUGUGAGACUGACCAGCCGGCCUGCUCAGACGCU